Molecule: messenger RNA, 2973 nt
Organism: Fragaria vesca subsp. vesca
Lineage: Eukaryota; Viridiplantae; Streptophyta; Magnoliopsida; Rosales; Rosaceae
Product: protein argonaute 16-like
Exons: 22
Coding region: 1-2583 (860 amino acids)
Biological process (GO): regulatory ncRNA-mediated post-transcriptional gene silencing
Cellular component (GO): cytoplasm
Molecular function (GO): protein binding; RNA binding
Source: RefSeq, a predicted model, not a curated record
AUGACUAGGCGUGGUACUGGAACAACUGGGAGACGCAUACAAUUGCUCGCAAACCACUUCAAAGUCACAGUGAAAGCUCCAGAUGCUGUGUUCUUCCAGUAUUCUGUUCAUAUUACUGCUGAAGACAAGAGAGCCGUUGAAGGCAAGGGAAUUGGAAGAAAACUGGUUGACAGGCUUUUUCAAACAUAUUCUUCCGAACUAGCUGGUAAAAAGUUUGCGUAUGAUGGGGAGAAAGCUCUGUAUACGGUUGGCCCCCUGCCACAGAACAAGCUUGAAUUCACGGUUGUGCUGGAGGAGACAUUUGCAAAGAGUGAAACUGUGAGUCCCGGUGAAGGGACUGAAAAAAGGUCAAGACGAACUCUUCAGUCAAAAACUUUCACAGUAGAGUUAAGUUAUGCUGCCAAAAUACCUUUGAAGUCAAUUGCUCUUGCCCUCAAAGGAGCCAAUGUCGACAAUACUCAGGAUGCAUUGAGAGUGCUUGAUAUUAUACUACGGCAGCAAGCAGCUAACAUGGGAUGCCUUCUAGUACGACAGUCAUUCUUUCAUGAUGACUCCAGGAACUUUACUGAUGUUGGAGCAGGUGUGAUUGGUGUUCGGGGAUUUCAUUCCAGCUUCCGUCCAACUCAGGGUGGUUUGUCCUUGAAUAUGGAUGUAUCUACAACAAUGAUCUUGACCCCUGGACCAGUAAUAGAUUUUCUGAUUGCCAACCAGGGUGUGCGAGAACCCCGCUACAUUGACUGGGUAAAGGCCAAGAGAAUGCUGAAAAACAUGAGGAUUAAGACGAGACACCGUAACAUGGAAUUUAAAAUAAUAGGCAUCAGUGAGAAGCCCUGCAAUCUGCAAUGCUUUCCUAUGAAAUUAAAAACUGGUGAUGGUGCAAGUGAAGGGGAGACUGCAGACAUUACUGUGUUUGAGUACUUCAGCAAACACUGUGGCAUUGAGCUCACAUACUCCCAAUACCUGCCAUGCCUUGAUGUUGGCAAACCAAAAAGGCCCAACUAUCUGCCUGUGGAGCUCUGUGCGCUUGUUUCAUUACAACGGUAUACAAAAGCAUUAUCUUCACAGCAGAGGGCAUCCUUAGUUGAAAAGUCAAGGCAGAAGCCUCAGGAUAGAAUACGAACUGUGACUGAUGCUGUAUGCAAAUAUCAAUAUGAUAGUGAUCCUGUGCUUACUACAUGCGGUAUCUCAAUAGAGAAGCAAUUGACUCAGUUUGAAGGACGCGUUCUUGAUACUCCAAAGUUAAAGGUAGGUAACAGUGAGGAUUGCACCCCUUUCAAGGGACGAUGGAACUUCAACAACAAGACACUUUUGAACCCCACUCGCAUUGACCGCUGGAUUGUUGUCAACUUCUCUGCACGGUGUGAUACCAGCCAAAUCUCGAGGGACCUUAUCAACUGUGGAAGGAAAAAAGGCAUUCUUAUUGAGCGUCCCUUUACGCUGCUUGAGGAAGAACCACAGUGUAGAAGACAAAGCCCUGUUGUAAGAGUUGAAAAGAUGUUUGAACAGAUUCAAACUAAGCUUCCAAGUCCACCUGACUUUAUUCUUUGUGUUCUACCAGAAAAGAAAAACUCAGAUAUCUAUGGGCCUUGGAAGAAAAGGACUCUCAGUGACUUCGGAAUUGUUACACAGUGCAUUUCCCCUUCAAAGGUUAAUGAUCAGUACCUUACGAAUUUGCUUCUGAAAAUCAAUUCCAAGCUUGGAGGAAUAAAUUCUUUGUUGGCACUUGAGCACUCCUCACGUGUCCCUCUGAUAAAAGAUACUCCUACAAUGAUUCUGGGAAUGGAUGUGUCUCAUGGUUCUCCUGGCCGAUCAGAUGUUCCUUCUGUUGCUGCGGUUGUUGGCUCUCGGAGUUGGCCACUUAUUUCAAGGUACAGAGCAGCAGUUAGAACACAAUCCCCUAAGGUGGAAAUGAUUGAUGCUCUGUAUAAGCCACUGGCAAAUGGAAAAGAUGAUGGUAUUAUCAGGGAACUUCUUGUCGACUUCUUUAAGACAAGCAAUGGACGCAAACCAACGCAGAUUAUUGUAUUCAGAGAUGGCGUAAGUGAAUCACAGUUUAAUCAAGUCCUGAACAUUGAGCUGGAUCAGAUCGUAAAGGCUUACCAGCAUCUGGGGGAGGCUAAUAUUCCAAAGUUUACUGUGAUUGUGGCUCAGAAGAAUCAUCACACAAAGCUAUUCCAAACUAAUUCACCUGAUAAUGUUCCACCAGGGACUGUUGUUGAUACCAAAAUUGUGCAUCCAAGGAAUUAUGAUUUCUACAUGUGUGCUCAGGCAGGCAUGAUUGGAACUUCCAGGCCAGCUCACUAUCAUGUCUUGCUUGAUGAGAUUGGUUUUUCCCCUGAUGACUUGCAAAACCUGAUUCACUCCCUUUCUUAUGUGUACCAGAGGAGUACAACUGCAAUCUCUAUUGUGGCGCCCGUAUGCUAUGCUCACCUUGCUGCAGCACAAGUGGGGCAGUUCAUGAAGUUUGAAGAUCUCUCAGACACCUCAUCGGGGAAGGGCAGUAUCACUUCAUCAGAGAGCAUCCCAGUUCAAGAGCUCCCUAGGCUCCAUGAGAAGGUCCAGGGCUCCAUGUUCUUCUGCUGAGGUCUCCCUGAUUCUAGCUGCUACCUCUCUUUGUGAAUAUGGCUACUGCUAUCAGCUUUUCGACUCUAUAUAUAUACCCUUUGGAGGUAUAGGAAUAAUAAUCUAAUGUAGGAUUGACAACCCCCAUCUUUGCUUGUAUAUGGGGUAGAGAGAGAUAUAGGCAUACAUAAUAGAUGAGCAAACCUCUUGGUCUUGUUGUGGACAAAUUUUGAGGCUUUUAUAUGUCCCAGCAGAGUCGUGAGGUAUAGCUUGUCUCAACAAUGAUAUUUGUCUCCCUUGUUCUGGGUUGACAAGAACUCAAGUUGUAUGGAACCCUACUUGCCUGUCAUUUGGGGAAUUUUGUCUAAAGUUUAGAGUUUUCGACGGAUUUACCAAUAUGAAAUUUUCCUG